CUUUACCUUCUUCAUGGUUUAGGUUCGUGAAAGACCGAGUUUCUGUAAUCAGUUUCUCUAUUGUAAGCAUUUACCUGUCUCCUUGUAAAUCGAUUGGUUUUCCGGAAAGAUUAAUAGAAGAGGAUAACAAUUAGAUAAGAAAGAAUGGGGGAAGGGAGAGAAGGUGACUGGGAGUGUAGCGGAUGCCGGAAUAGAAACUACGCAUUCAGAUCCUUCUGCAAUAGAUGUAAACAACCUCGGCUUCUAGUCGACACAAAAACCCCCGCCGAUUCCAAAUGGCUCCCUCGUAUCGGAGAUUGGAUCUGCACCGGUUGCAGCAACAACAAUUAUGCGUCAAGAGAAAAGUGCAAAAAGUGCGGGCAACCAAAGGAGGUAGCAGCAAUGCCAGCAAUUGCAAUGCCUGGAGCUUCUCUCCCAACUUAUGCAAAUUAUUUUGCCAGGGCACAAGGAGGAGUGGGACCGCAGCUGAAUAUGGGGACAACAGGCAAUUCUGCUCUCCAACAGUCUCUUCCAUUGAACCCUAAUUGGUUGCUUGGCGUGGCUGACAAGUAUGGUGCUCAGUCAACUCCUGUUUGGCCUUUAGGUGGAAGUAAUAAUGUUGGGUUUCCAUAUGCAAAUAAUACAAAUCAGCUUCUUGUGGUUCCGAAAGGAUGGCGCAAUGGUGAUUGGAUAUGCUGCUGUGGCUUUCACAACUAUUCUUCUCGUGCACAGUGUAAAAAAUGCAAUGCUCCUAUACCAUCUAACACCCCCUCUACUGUGUUGAACACAGCAGUUAGCAAUUUAUUCCCAAAUGAAGGUCAUGGGACAAAGCGGUUGGCAUCAGAGGAAUUUAUAAACGAAUGGGAUAACAAGAGGUUGAAUGCUGGAGAUAUAAACAAUAGCGCUCUGGCAAAUGGACAACAGCAGUCAUGCCAGGGAUUUGAGCAGAUGACUGGAUCCAGUAAUGACCAAGCACCCGGAACAUAUGCCCCUUAUCCUAGUGGAAUUUCUUCAACAGCCACAUCUUUACCAGUCCAACUGCAACUACCACAGUUGGCAACAAUGCCUACCCUUCUAGGGAAAGGCAGUGCAAAACAAUGGCGUGAUGGAGAUUGGAUGUGCACGAACUGCAAUAAUCAUAAUUAUGCAUCUCGAUCUCACUGCAAUAGAUGUUUGACUCAAAGAGACACACUCAACCAGCCUGUUAGCGUUCCAUAGUUUCUAGUUCUCUUGAGGAGUUGGAUGGUUGUAGGCUUAACUCCUGGGUUUGGGUUUUUUUUAUUUGAAUGAUUUAGGCUUGUAGAACAUACUGCUUUUGCUUGAAGGCCUAUAUUGGUUUUCCGUAAUUUUAAUGUUCUUGUAGUUAUGAGCUUUUCUCUAGGGGUUUCUAGAUUGUUUUCGUGGUGACCAUUAUCUUUUCAGUGUUAAAAAAUGUAUUAGUAAUUUUGUGAUGUAAGAGUGGCUCGAUCACAUGAUUAUUGCUUUGAUUGAAAAUUAUGUUUUGAGUGUUUGAUGUAGUA
This is a messenger RNA of Telopea speciosissima, 1499 nucleotides long. RefSeq names its product E3 SUMO-protein ligase RanBP2. The record is from RefSeq and is a predicted model, not a curated record. Gene Ontology annotation, molecular function: mRNA binding. The coding region runs from base 145 to 1197 and encodes 350 amino acids. The transcript has 7 exons. Gene Ontology annotation, cellular component: cytoplasm. Lineage: Eukaryota; Viridiplantae; Streptophyta; Magnoliopsida; Proteales; Proteaceae.